GGAGCGAACACGCGGUUCCGUGCUCGCGUUUCAUUCUGUCGGCGGAGGCCUUUAAACUACGCCCACACCGUUGCGCCCCGUUUUCAACACACCCCGAACCCACGGGACGCCUGCCGAACGAACGAACGAACGCAACCCGCCGCACGAUAUCUUCAACCGCAUCUCAUACGGGUCAUGACGCUGGAAGCGAUCCGGUACCGGUCCGGGUCUCUGCAGAUCCUCAACCAGCUGCUGCUGCCGCACGAGACCGUGUACGAGGAGGUCCGGUCGGUGCGGGACGGAUAUGAGGCCAUCAAGAGUAUGAAGGUGCGAGGUGCUCCCGCUAUCGCCAUCGUGGGGUGCUUGAGCCUGGCAGUGGAACUGCGGGCGGGCGCCGGAGGUGACGACCUCGUUUCCUUUAUCAGGGACUCUCUGUGCCACCUGACGUCCGCGCGGCCCACGGCGGUCAACAUGGGCCGAGCUGCACGCGAGCUGAUGGAGUUUACGGAGAACGAGAGCAUGGAGAAGAACACAGAACAACUGAGAGACAGUGUGAUUGGCUGGAUUGAGGAGAUGCUGGAGCGAGACGUGAACGACAACAAAAAAAUCGGCAACUACGGCGCGCAGCACAUUUUGUCUGGAGUUCCACGAGACUCCGUCACAAUCCUUACCCACUGCAACACCGGGAGUCUCGCCACAGCGGGAUAUGGCACAGCUCUCGGAGUGGUACGGUCAUUGCACUCACUUGGCCGUUUGAAGCGUUUGUACUGCACGGAGACGAGGCCAUACAACCAGGGGGCCAGGCUGACAGCGUACGAGGCCGUCGCCGAGGGAUUCCCGGCCACCCUCAUCACAGACAGCAUGGCUGCGCUCGCCAUGAGGGAAAAAGGAAUCACAGCUGUUGUUGUCGGAGCAGACAGGGUCGUCGCCAACGGCGACACUGCGAACAAAGUGGGAACAUAUCAGUUGGCCAUAGCCGCAAAGCAUCAUGGGGUACCGUUCUAUGUGGCGGCACCCAGCACAUCCUGCGAUUUGAGUUUGGAAAGUGGCCGUGACAUCGUGAUCGAGGAACGUCCACCUGAGGAACUCACAAGCAUCGGUGGAGUUCCCGUAGCAGCACCCGGUAUCGAUGUUUGGAACCCGGCAUUUGACGUAACCCCUCACCAGCUGAUCACAGGCGGCAUCAUCACCGAGCUCGGCGUGUUCCUGCCGUCUGAACUCCAGGCUGCUCUCACGGGCAGACUCACCGCCCUGUAAGGCCACAGCGCCCCCGAAGGCAAGGGUGUAUUACCGCACCUCAAGCACCACUCAGCUCUCUCAUCUCUCUUGUAAUGUUUUCACCUUGUUCUGGUGGAAGCGGCACCUUUAAUUACACACACAAAAGCGUCAGCACCAUGGCGUUAACAAGGUACACUCACGUUUUAUUCAAUUUAACACUUACGACGUCAAGUGGAAUAACGCAGUGUUACACAAAAGUACAACCCAGGGAUGCUUGUAAACACACACACACAAACACUUGCACACACACACACAAUCGCCUCUCUUGUCUGUACAGGUCAUGCUGCAUCAUCUCAUGUUUUUGUCUGAAAUGUUGUGAAACCUCAUUCCUUUGUCAGGGUUUUUAUCACUCGCACUCCCUUUCCACAAUUCGGUUUUAGCUCCCUAAAGUGUAUCAAGGUGAAAGCAUAUCGGAGACAUUUCCAGGUUGUAUUUUAACUAAAAUGGAAAGGCAAGAAUUAUAAAUUAUAUUUGAAAUUUUGUUUUGAUUGUUAGAGAAUAAUUGUAUUAUCUUAAUUGUUAUAUAUGUAUAUCUGCUAGUGGGGUCUGAAACUACAUAAGUCAAGUUUUGACUUCAGUUCAAGAAACAUUUUCAUUUUCUUAUUUGAAGCAUAAUCCUAUAUAUUAUGUAGAAUUUGCUUCAUUUAAUUAUUUUUUUAAUAUUAGUACUGACAAACGAAAAUGUUAUUCUUCCAGUGUGAAUAUUUUGCAGUACCAACAGAUCCAAAAAAAAGCUAAAUUUACUUUUUGUAAAAUAUAAUUUCCUUUCUUCCGAUUUAGUGUUUAAUGUGACCUCUGCAUGUUUCUGUAGGAUUCACUUUUCGCAAAAAUGGUAAAUGGGGACGACCAUUAAACAGAUUAACUAAAACGAU
Triplophysa dalaica is the source of this 2129-nucleotide messenger RNA. It is a transcript of the gene mri1, whose product is annotated as methylthioribose-1-phosphate isomerase 1. Gene Ontology annotation, molecular function: S-methyl-5-thioribose-1-phosphate isomerase activity. The transcript is spliced from 6 exons. Bases 175 to 1236 code for a protein of 353 amino acids. The record is from RefSeq and is a predicted model, not a curated record. Lineage: Eukaryota; Metazoa; Chordata; Actinopteri; Cypriniformes; Nemacheilidae.